AUGCUUGCUGAGGCGCUGCGGGAGUCGAGCGGCUCCGAUACGGGAUCCGAGGGCUCGGGACGGCCAUUGAAACGGCGCCGCGGGCGUCGAUGCCACAGCAACGAGCACGACUCGGGAAACGACAAGCGAGCGAAAAUCGAGACGGCAAACGACUGUGUGGUCGAGAUUCAGCACGGAAGCUCGGCGUCGCCGCAGCCACCGCAACCCGAACCGGCCGGCACAGAGGUGAUUAGUGUGGACAGCGAAGAAGACGACUAUAGCGAGUUUGACGAGGACUUCGAGGACGUCGAUCUAAGCGGCACGGCCCCAGAUCUCAACCGUGAAAGCUUGUCCGAGGAAAUCACAGUUUCCGUCUCGCGACCGACCAAGCCGACGCGCAAACAGAACGUCGUGUCGGCGGACGAGCGCAUGUUCCGCAAAACGCUGCACAUGUUGUAUUUGUUUGUGAUGGUGGCCCACGGCGUGGUGCGCAACACCUGGUGCAGCUCGCCCGAGGUUUUGCGCGUGUUGCGCGGCCAGGUGCCCGGAAAGCUGCUUGCAGAGGUGGACGAGUUUCACGAGCAGCAGCAGCGUGCCGACGUGACCAGCGCGGCCAAGUCGCGCCGUCUGCUGGACCUGCUGCGCCACCUGAUGCAGUACUGGUACCGGAGCUGGACCCUCGAGCCACGCCACCGGGGACUGUACAAGAAGACGUGGGAGGAGAUUGCGAAACUGUGGGAGCAGCCGGCUAUGCAGGGCGAGAACGUGACGAAGGCACGGUUCAUCAGGCGGAUGGAGCAGCGGCGCGGCUCGCGAGACCUGGCGGCGCAGGGCUUUGUGGCGCUGCUACGUGCGCUCGACAUCAAUUGCCGGCUCGUUUUCUCGCUGCAGCCGCCAGACUUUACCAACCUGGCCGUCCUGGCCCCUUCUACGCCGUCCAAAGCUCAGGACGACGUCCAGUAUCCUGUUUUCUGGUGCGAGGUCUGGGGCAGCGCCAGCAAGCGGUUCACCAGCAUCGACCCGAUCGUCCAACGGUACAUCGAGAACGUCGGCACGCGGUCCAAGUUCGAGUGGCCGAACAACACCACGUACGUGCUGGCGUACGACCGGCUGGGCGGCGUGCGCGACGUCACGCGGCGCUACAGCGUGCACUUCAACGCCAAGACGCGUAAGAAACGUAUUACCAGGGACCCGCACGGCCAGGAUUGGUACGACAAGCUGCUGCGCGGCGCAAACUCGCGGCGCCGGCUCGCGAGCAACAAAAUCGACCAGUACGAGCAGGUCGAGUUUGAGCAGCGCUCGCUCAAAGAGGGUAUGCCCAACUCGAUCCAGGACUUUGUGAACCACCCGGUGUACGUGCUGGAGGAGCAGCUGAAGGCGAACGAGGUGUUGAAGCCGAAAAUCAGCUGCGGAACGAUCCGCAAGAAGACGAAGGCCGGAAAGGAGGGCGAGCUGGUGCCGGUAUACCGUCGCUCGAACGUGGUUACCGUGCGGUCUGCAAAGGCGUGGUUUCUACGGGGCAGGGUGCUCAAGAUCGGGGAGCAGCCGCUCAAGGUGCGAGAGCAGCGAAAACAGCGGCCAGAUGACGACGACGAUGACGUGAGACUCUAUGGAGAGCACCAGACAGAGAGGUACGUUCCGCCGCCCGUUGUGGACGGCAGAAUUCCGCGCAACUCGUACGGGAACAUCGACUUGUACCAGCCGUGGAUGCUGCCCGAGGGAACGGUGCACAUUCCGGAGAAACAGGCCGAGAAGGCUGCAAAGCUGCUUGAAAUCGAGUACGCACCUGCUGCGGUGGGUUUUGAUUUUGGUAGUGGUAGUAAGGGCCGCGGAGCAAGCGUCAGCGUGCGAAUUGCUGGCGUUGUUGUUCUGGCGGAGCAUAAAGAGGCUGUCGAGACAGUGUGCGAGUAUUUGAGGGAGGAGGAAGAGGAGGCGGCUCGCAAACGCCGUGAGGCUGCCGCACUGCGUGUGUGGGCCGUGGUGCUAGCCAAGCUUCGGAUUUCGAGGCGACUAGACAGGGAGCAUGGGCUGGUGGAAGAUUCCGACGACGACUCAGGCGACGACGUUCCGUCUGUCAGUCGGCACGAGUUGCUGUCAGAGGACGAUCAAGACACAGCAGGCGGCUUUGUCCCGGAGGAAUCCAUUUUCCAGCAGGUCGAUUCCGGUGGUUUUCUGCCCCAGGAUACUGUAGCACCGCCUGUUUCGCAAGACUCGUCUACGAGCAAUUCAGGGGCCGAGAGCGAUGGCGACGCCGCCGCUUAUUCUGACUCCGAAGGCUACGAAUUCGAAUAUAGUGACUAA
Molecule: messenger RNA, 2280 nt
Organism: Ogataea polymorpha
Lineage: Eukaryota; Fungi; Ascomycota; Pichiomycetes; Pichiales; Pichiaceae
Exons: 2
Coding region: 1-2280 (759 amino acids)
Biological process (GO): nucleotide-excision repair; mismatch repair
Cellular component (GO): XPC complex; cytoplasm; nucleotide-excision repair factor 2 complex
Molecular function (GO): damaged DNA binding; single-stranded DNA binding
Source: RefSeq, a predicted model, not a curated record